AUGAAUUGUUUUCAAUUUAGUCAUUCGAAUACAUUUAAAUGUCGACAUAAAGAUUACUGUCGGAAUGAAGGCUCUUGUUUUCCAGAUAAUUUCUAUGCUAAAGGUAUUGUUUUAACAUUCAAUGAUAUUUUACGAUAUGAAAUUCGACGCUUUCGAACACGAGUCGAACAACCUAUGUCAAUCAAAAUAAGCAUAUUUAUUACAAUGUUUAUGUUCGGACUAGGUUUUAUUCAUGAAAUUCUUUCAUAUUUAACAUUUCGGAGAAAAAAUUCACGAAAAGUUGGUUGUGGCCCAGGCAACCUUAAAUGGAGUACAACAGCAACAACAAUUAUAGGUAAUGGUUAUGGAUCAGGUUUUAAUCAGUUAAGCUUACCUACAGGUUUAUUUAUCGAGCCUAAAACACAAAUUUUGUAUGUUUCUGAUAAUUCUAAUAAUCGAAUUCAAAAACGUUAUCCAAAUGGUGAAAUUAAAACAGCCGCCGGGCAAGCCGAUGGUACAGGUGGAACAACACCAAAUACGUUAUCGAAUCCAGUAGAUGCUUUUGCAGAUGAAAAUGAAAAUGUCUUUGUUGCUGAUUGGAAUAACCAAAGAAUCCAAUUUUGGAAGAAAAACGCGAAGACUGGAAAAACAAUUGCAGGAAAUGGUAGUCGAGGAGAAGCAUUAAAUGAAUUUAGUUAUCCUAGUACAGUUUUACUCGAUUCAAAGAAAAAUAUCAUUGUUGCUGAUACACAAAAUCAACGUAUAACACGAUGGUCAUCAGUAUAUGAUCCAAAAACGUCUACUGGUACAAUCAUGGCAGGAGGUAAUGGUGGAGGUCUUAAUCCAGAUCAAUUAAAUAAUCCAUUCAGUUUUUACUAUGAUGAACCAAAUCAAAUUUUCUAUAUAUCAAACCAUGACUCACAUUCAAUCACACAAUGGUUUAUCGGUGAUUAUGAACCUCACUAUAUUUAUGCUGGUAUACCUGGAAGAUAUGGAAAUAGUUCAGCCCAAUUAUUUUAUCCCGAAGGUAUAACUCUUGAUAAAUAUGGUAAUCUAUAUGUUAGUGAUUGUCAGAAUCAUCGAAUACAAAUGUUUUGUCCAAAUUCUGUAUUUGGUAUUACAAUUGCAGGAACAGGACAACCAGGAAAUGGAAGUAACGAAUUAACUUAUCCAUCUGAUGUUGCAUUUGAUUCAGAACUUAAUUUAUACGUCUCAGAUACAUUUAAUAGUCGUAUACAAAAGUUUCAAAGAAUACAAUAA
This is a messenger RNA of Rotaria sp. Silwood2, 1239 nucleotides long. The record is from the annotation of a GenBank genome assembly. Lineage: Eukaryota; Metazoa; Rotifera; Eurotatoria; Philodinida; Philodinidae.